This is a messenger RNA of Insectozyma verbasci, 726 nucleotides long. The record is from the annotation of a GenBank genome assembly. NCBI's taxonomy places the organism in Eukaryota, Fungi, Ascomycota, Pichiomycetes, Serinales, Debaryomycetaceae.
AUGGAAUCAACUACAAUUAGAAGUUAUGAACGAUUACAAGAGAAUAUUAAAUUGUUUGAGAAGUUGAAGAUUGAUAUGAUUGAUUUCCAAUCGGAUAUAGAUACAAAAUUGAAUAAAAAACAACAAGAAACUCAAUCUACAAUAUACAAAUAUCAACAAGAAGUAAAUCAAAUACAAUUAGAAAAACAAAAUAGAACAAACCAGGUAAAUGAAUUAACUGAGAAAAGAGAUGCCUUGAAAUCAAAACUACGUGAAAAAUUAUCAAAAUUAGAAACUCAAAAAUUACAAUGUGAUGAAUUAAUAACUAAGAAACAUGAACUAAUAAAAACUAAGAAUCAAAUAGAAAUCGAAAUACAACAGGUCACGGAGGAGAUUAGAGUUAAAGAUGAUGAGUUUCUAAAAUCAUCUCAACAAAUGUAUCAACAAAUGGAUCAAAACGAACAAGAAUUAGAUAAAGUUCAAACUUAUAUGGGUGCUAGAAUUCAAGUCAUUAAUGACGAUUCAUUUGCUUUCAUAUUCAAGAAUCUUGAGAUUGAAAAUUUAGAUAAUGAAUAUGAAGUCGUUAUUAAAGUUGGUGAUAGUUAUAAUAUUGAAAGUACUGACCCUGAAUUAAAUAAAAAUGAUAUUAAGAAAGUUGAAAAUGAUUUGAAUAGUCAUUUGCAGUUAAUUAAAGCUUUGAAAGAGAUACGGACCUUGUUUAAGAAAUUAGCUACUGCUAAAUCAUAG